Messenger RNA from Saccharomyces paradoxus, 1302 nucleotides. RefSeq names its product histone deacetylase RPD3 (gene RPD3). Gene Ontology annotation, molecular function: histone deacetylase activity. The transcript has a single exon. The record is from RefSeq and is a predicted model, not a curated record. Lineage: Eukaryota; Fungi; Ascomycota; Saccharomycetes; Saccharomycetales; Saccharomycetaceae. Bases 1 to 1302 code for a protein of 433 amino acids.
AUGGUAUAUGAAGCAACACCUUUUGAUCCGAUCACGGUCAAGCCAAGCGAUAAAAGACGCGUUGCAUAUUUUUACGAUGCAGACGUUGGGAACUAUGCAUAUGGAGCAGGUCACCCGAUGAAGCCGCAUAGAAUAAGAAUGGCACAUUCCCUUAUUAUGAAUUAUGGCUUGUACAAGAAGAUGGAAAUUUACAGAGCUAAGCCGGCAACGAAACAAGAAAUGUGUCAGUUCCAUACUGAUGAAUACAUUGAUUUUUUAUCGAGGGUUACUCCAGAUAAUUUAGAAAUGUUUAAAAGAGAAAGUGUCAAGUUUAAUGUCGGAGAUGAUUGUCCUGUCUUUGAUGGGCUCUAUGAGUACUGUAGCAUAUCUGGUGGUGGCUCUAUGGAAGGAGCUGCUCGUCUGAAUAGAGGCAAAUGUGAUGUUGCUGUCAACUAUGCGGGUGGUUUGCAUCAUGCAAAAAAAUCAGAAGCUUCUGGGUUUUGUUAUUUAAAUGACAUAGUACUGGGCAUUAUUGAACUACUACGAUACCACCCCAGAGUUCUGUAUAUUGAUAUUGAUGUGCACCAUGGUGAUGGUGUAGAGGAAGCGUUUUAUACAACGGAUCGUGUCAUGACAUGUUCUUUCCACAAAUAUGGUGAGUUUUUCCCUGGCACAGGUGAACUGAGAGAUAUAGGGGUGGGUGCAGGAAAAAACUACGCGGUCAAUGUUCCAUUAAGAGACGGUAUUGAUGAUGCUACGUAUAGAUCUGUGUUUGAACCUGUGAUAAAAAAAAUUAUGGAAUGGUAUCAACCUUCUGCUGUCGUGUUACAGUGUGGUGGGGACUCCUUGUCCGGCGAUCGUCUUGGUUGCUUUAAUCUUUCCAUGGAAGGCCAUGCUAAUUGUGUAAACUAUGUGAAAUCCUUUGGGAUCCCAAUGAUGGUUGUUGGUGGAGGAGGCUAUACUAUGAGAAAUGUUGCAAGGACAUGGUGCUUUGAAACAGGUCUACUAAAUAACGUUGUCUUGGAUAAAGAUUUACCGUACAAUGAAUAUUACGAAUAUUACGGUCCAGAUUAUAAGUUAAGUGUUAGACCUUCGAAUAUGUUCAAUGUAAAUACUCCCGAAUAUCUUGACAAGGUAAUGACCAAUAUAUUUGCUAAUUUGGAAAACACAAAGUAUGCCCCUAGUGUUCAGUUGAAUCACACACCUAGGGAUGCCGAAGAUUUGGGUGAUGUUGAAGAAGAUUCUGCCGAGGCUAAAGAUACGAAGGGUGGUUCGCAGUAUGCGAGGGACCUACAUGUUGAGCAUGACAAUGAAUUCUAUUGA